Molecule: messenger RNA, 1074 nt
Organism: Schistocerca gregaria
Lineage: Eukaryota; Metazoa; Arthropoda; Insecta; Orthoptera; Acrididae
Exons: 2
Coding region: 1-1074 (357 amino acids)
Source: RefSeq, a predicted model, not a curated record
AUGACUAAGCAGUUACAACGAGCCAUUCAUCUAGCGCACGCUCUGCUCGUCGCUUUCCCGGCUGGACGCUAUUCCGCGAGCCGGCAGUUUGCACACACGCCCUCGCCGCGCCGUAUAAUACCAGGCAGCCGAGAUUCCAUUCCGUGGACAGCGGCCGCCGCCGCCGCCGCCGCCGCCGCCGCAGCCGCCGCCCACAGCAUGCAUGUAUUCAUGCCCACUCCGUUGCGCGCUGCUUCUCUGCGCACACCACCAACUGUACGCGCCGGCCCAUCUGCGCACCGCUGCAGUCCGACGUCACAGCCGUCUAAUACAACAGAGCCGGCGGCUGUCGUGGAUCCUAUUACUACCUCUGAAAAUGUUGCACUUCGUGUUAAUGACUUUCCGUCUUCAAAACCUGCAUUAACUGCUAAAAUUCCGUCCCGUGACAGCGAGAUUCCCACUAAAAAGCGUCCUCUAGAGUACACUGAAAAAAAUGUUGAUGAGGACUCUUCCUGUGCAACGCCCGUUGCCAGGAGGUCGAAGCCCGGUCCUGAAGAUCUGUUGGAAGUGGAAAAAGGAGAUGGAAUGCAGAUCGAUGUGGCUCCCACUUCCGCACAAGGACUUAUACCGCCACGAACAGAUAGUGAUGCAGCUGGUAGUGACCUUUCACGGAAAUGUGACCCUGAGCCUGAGGUCACGGCUGAAAUAGCUGCGUCAAGUGCACAGCCCAUACAGUGCGAACAGUACGAGGAAGUACCAAGUAAACAACCUGCUGACUCCGAAGCGCAACGCCGCGCCGAAGGAGGGAACAGACAAGCAUCACCGCCUCGCCAGCAAGACAACACAGCAGACACCAUGCCGGAACCAAAUAUUGACGACUCGCAAGCCACGGCCGUUGCCCCAGACAGCCACCGCCGGCGGCAGCGACCGACACCGGGUCUUGCUGUCACGGGUCAUGAAGCGAAAGCCACACCAGAGAAGAAAGACAACAACAAAAAUAAUAUUAAAUAUGAAGUCAUCAGGGCCAACACUGACGAGGAGAAAGAGAAGGGCCACAGUGACUUACAGCCACGCAUUAUCAGGAUUUCAGGAUAA